AUGGAACUGGCAAUGAAGGUGGCCGAGGCCGUCCAUGUGCUCAACCACGAUACCCAAUCCUGCAACCGCGUCGCAGCCAAUCAGUGGCUCGUUCAGUUCCAGCAGACCCACGCCGCCUGGGACGUCGCCACCGCCAUCCUCACCGCCGAUCGCCGCCUCCCCCUAGCUUCCAAUUUUGAGGUCGAGUUCUUUGCCGCGCAGAUUCUGAAACGCAAGGUAAUCGAAUUGAUGAUUGUUACGUGGUUCAAAUUACAGAUACAAAAUGAAGGUUAUCUACUGCAAUUAGGAGUCAAGGAUGCUUUGUUAAAUGCUCUUCUUCUUGCAGUUAAGAGAUUCAGUACUGGUCCACCUCAGCUUUUGACACAGAUCUGUCUUGCCCUCUCUGCUCUUGUACUUCAAGUUGCUGCACAUGGAAACCCAAUUGAGCAGCUAUUUUACAGUCUACGGAAUCUGCAGAGCCAGGAUGAUGGCAAUAUUGCUGUCCUUGAAAUGCUUACUGUCCUCCCAGAGGAAGUUGUUGACAACCAGCGUACCGAUUCUAAAAUUAGUUCAUUACACAAAAGCCACUAUACCCAAGAGCUUCUCUCCCAUACUCCUAUGGUUCUUGAGUUCUUGCUUCAGCAGUCUGAAUUAAAUUUUGAUGGUUCUAUGCAACAACACGAAAGGAACAGGAAAAUUCUACGCUGCUUAUUGAGUUGGGUUAAAGCAGGUUGCUUCUCUGAGAUAUCUCCAGGAACAUUGCCAGCUCACCCACUUCUAAAUUUUGUGUUCACCUCAUUACAGGUUCCUUUAUCAUUUGAUCUAGCCAUUGAAGUUCUUGUUGAACUUGUGACCAAACACGAGGGAGUGCCGCAAAUUUUGUUAUGCAGGGUACAGUAUCUGAAGGAAGCACUUCUUUUUCCAGCUCUUUCUAGGGGAGACAUGAAAGUAAUUGGUGGCCUUGCUUGCUUGUUGUCAGAAAUUGGGCAAGCUGCUCCGUCUCUAAUUGUUGAAGCAAGUGCAGAAGCCCUAGCCCUUAUAGAUGCCCUCUUGAGUGUUGAGAUUAAACUGUUGAAUAUGCUAACAGCUGCGUGGCAUUUCCAAGUGAAGAUUGGGAGGUUGCAGACUCAACACUGCAGUUUUGGAAGCAACAGGAGAGUGGGAAAAGGAUAUGGAAUCAUUGAUAAUAAGAGUGGAAUGAAGGAUAGUGGAAAAGGCACGCAAUCAUUUGGGUAG
Messenger RNA from Sphenostylis stenocarpa, 1215 nucleotides. The record is from the annotation of a GenBank genome assembly. Lineage: Eukaryota; Viridiplantae; Streptophyta; Magnoliopsida; Fabales; Fabaceae.